This is a messenger RNA of Drosophila sechellia, 2069 nucleotides long. RefSeq names its product Autophagy-related 18b (gene Atg18b). The transcript is spliced from 4 exons. The record is from RefSeq and is a predicted model, not a curated record. Gene Ontology annotation, molecular function: protein binding. NCBI's taxonomy places the organism in Eukaryota, Metazoa, Arthropoda, Insecta, Diptera, Drosophilidae. Bases 257 to 1672 code for a protein of 471 amino acids.
GGGGAAUUUGUUGAUAGAUAGAACGACAAAAACAGUCGCAGCAAAAAAACAAAGACGACGCAAACCAAUCGAAUUUAGUUUUCAGUAUCAAGUAAAAUCAUUUCGCUGUGCUCAUCUGCCAUCGUCGAUCAAUAUCUUGUGUACUCAAACGACGAGACUCUGCAAGUGGAUACAGCCGUAUAAAAAGCAUCUAAAGGCCAGUGAAAGUGUAACGAUAUAAAAGAUACAAUCACCAAAGCACAAAGCUUUAGCAGCAAUGACCACAUAUCAAAUGAACUUCAACCAGGACUUUACUUCCCUGUCCGUGCUGAGUCCCACAGGUCUACGCCUUUUCUCGAUUUCUAGCCAGGACAGGGUGGAGGAGAUAUUCGCCAAGGACAACACGGAGCAAAUACGAAUCGUGGAGCGCCUGUUCAACAGCUCACUAGUAGUGCUGGUCACCGCCCAGAAGCCCAACUGCCUGAAGAUGCUUCACUUUAAGAAGAAGCAGGACAUCUGCAACUGCUUUUACCCGUCGGAGAUCCUCUGCGUUCGCAUGAAUCGCCAACGCCUGAUCGUCUGUCUGGCGGAGAGCAUACACAUCCACGACAUCCGCGACAUGAAGAUCCUGCACUCCAUCGAAAACAUCGCGCCCAACGAGCAGGGUCUGUGCGCCCUCUCCCUCAACUCGCACCUGGCCUUCCCCGUCUGCCAAACGAGCGGCGAGCUGCGCAUCUUUAACGCCAGCAAGCUGCGCACGGGUAUGACCAUCAGGGCGCAUGACACGUCCCUCUCAGCUCUUGCUUUCUCGCCCAGCGGAGCUCUGCUGGCCACCGCCUCCGAGCGCGGGACCGUCAUCCGGGUUUUUUGUGUGAAGAAUGGCCAGCGGUUGCAGGAAUUCCGGAGAGGCGUCAGCUGUGUCCGCAUUGCCUCACUGGUCUUCUCUGCCAGUGGAGACUUCCUAUGCGCCUCCUCCAACACGGAGACCGUCCACGUUUUCAAGAUUGACACGCAGGCAGUGGAGACGGUUGAGCUGAAAGCGAUAGCUGAUGUAGCUGCCAAGUCUGAAAAUUCUGCCAAGGAAGCUGCGGCAUCCCCAGCAGCAGAGGAGAGCAGUAGACCUGUCGCUACCUGGGGCGGAAUGUUUUCCAAGGCUGUGUCAUCGUUGCUGCUGCCCACGCAAGUCAGCGAAGUAUUGGCUCAGGACCGAUCCUUCGCUACGGUUCAGCUGGCGCAGGGCGGCCUAAAGCACAUCUGUGCCCUGACCCGUGUUCAGAAGGAGCCACGUCUGCUGAUUGCGUGCGAGGACGGAUUCCUGUACGUGCACGAGUUUCCUGCAGAUCGGGGUGGUUCCUGCAAGCUGCUGUCUGUCCACGACUUGCGCGGAGCCCUGGAGGAUGUAAUAGAGCUUGAGCUGAGCGAAAGCGUUCAAGGGUCGCAGACAAAGCCUUCGAAUCCUUUAACUGUGACGCAGCCCUCGCUAACGAUGCUAAAGAGCUGUGCGGCUAGUGUGCUCAUCGAGAAUCCGGAUCCGAUGCAAGACAACAGCUAUGCAAGCAUCCUGAAAGGUGACCAGGCAGAUGCAAUGUCUGAUUCUGCCAAGUUUCGCAAGCUUUGCGAUGCCAUCGACACUCCAACAAAGCUCUAUGAUGAGCGACAAUUUCCUCCAGUGGCAAUUACCGCUAAGGAUUGACCACGUAACCGUAACAUCAAGGAUAUGGUCAGAGUUAAUAGACAGCAGAAUUAUUAGCAACAUUAGUUAAUUCACCUUUACCAAGUCGCCCCAUACAAUCGUUAUAUCUACCGAAAUUUCCUAUAUGAAGCGAAAAUACUCGUUUGAAAAGUAUUUUAUUUUAUAUAAAAUAUAUAAAGCAUCUCUUAAAAUGUGCACGAUGUACAUAUGUAUGUAUAUAAAAGAAUAACACAAAAAUUUAGAUAUUCUUAUUGUGUUAAUUUAUUUUUGCCCUAAUGUUCAACAUUAUUAAACCUUAGGCACUAAAUCAAACUAUGUAUUCUUUAGAAACGUAGGUAUAAGUGUAUAGAAUUACAUAAUAAAAUUGUGCGGCAGAAGCUCAAAAAGAAAAAAAAAA